GGACGGUUGUGGAAAUUGCGUCUCCGCCCUAAACACCUAAUCGCCUCUCUCUCUCUCUCUCUCUCUCUCUCUCUCUUCCCCCACAGGAAUUUCCAUAAACUCUAUUUUCUCUUCCUCCUUUUUAUUCCCAUUUUUCUUCCUUUAUUAUUAUAUAUAGCAUACAGGAUUAAAAUUUUCUUUCGCGUUCUCUUCCAAUCCACUUUUUCGUUCUAUAAAUUCCCUUUACAUUACUCUCCACAGCCUCUUCCCCCUUCUCUUCUCUUCUCUACCACCCUCCCCUCCAUCCCUUCUUCUGUUCUUCUGCUUCUGCCUUCAGAGAUCUGAAGUUCUGGUUGUUUUGCUGUUGGAUUUUGGUUCUCGGAUUCUGGGCCGGAAAGCCAGAGAACCCAUCUGUUGACCUCUUCGUUUGAUGGCAGUUUUUUUUAGAUCCGUGGCUGUUUGAUAUUUCUGGCUUCUGUCUCUGAAUCUUGAUGCUUAACAUCUUGUUCUUGAUGUUUGAGAUUCAUGUUUCCUGUUCUUAGUGAAAUUCUCCGAUCCGGGUUUAUGUUAGAUUCCUCUCUCAGACGCAGGACCCAUUUAGUUCAAUCUUUCUCUGUUGUGUUCCUCUACUGGUUCUAUGUUUUCUCAGAAAUUCCCUCUUUUUUCGUCUUGAAAUCUACAUAAGAAAAUAAAGAUAAUAAUAGUAAUAAUCGGAAUUAGAUAUACAUAAAAUUAGCACCUGGGUCCUGCGUCUUUUCUUUUGGUCUAAGGUUAUAAACUCUAGUUUUUCUGAGAUUACUAGUAUCUGCUGGCUGUAAAGACACCAUGGCUUCCUCUAGUGGGAACUCCUCAGGGUCGUCUGCUCGGGGUCAGAUCUCUGGUUCUGAAGAGGACUUGCAGCUUCUGAUGGAUCAAAGGAAAAGGAAGAGAAUGCAAUCGAACCGGGAGUCGGCGAGGCGAUCCCGAAUGCGAAAACAGAAGCACUUGGAUGAUCUGAUGGCCCAAGUGGCUCACCUCAGGAAGGAAAACAACCACUUACUCACCAACAUCAACCUCACCAACCAGCACUGCUUGAAUGUUGAGACACAGAACUCUGUUUUGCGGGCUCAAAUGGUGGAACUGAGCCAGAGACUGGACUCUCUCAACGAUAUCCUUAAUUUUCUGAACACAGGCAACAAUGGGAUCUUUGACACUGAUCAGGAUCUUCAGCCAAAUGUAGCUGACAGCUUCAUGAACUCUUGGAACCAGUUCUAUCUCAAUCAACCCAUCGUGGCUUCUGUAGAUAUGUUUCAGUGUUGAUUGAAAAACUAAAUUGAGAUCAACCCAGACUGGUCUGAUUUGUUGCUGUGCUGCUGUUCCCAGAGUAGUGUUUGUUCUUGGUCUAUAUUAGUAUUGAGUGCCUUUGUGGGGUUUUUUUUUUUUGGGUCAUGUUGUUGUAGUAGUCGUGGUGAAGGUUGAUGUUGAGUUGAGCAAUAUAGCUGUGGGAAAAUUGGAAAAGGGGAAUGGAAGCCAGUGGGCAAGGAUGUGAUAAGUUGGUUUGUAAAUUAGGCACUAUUAUAAUGGAAUGGAUGGCAUUUGAAAGUAGCCCUCCAUUUAUAUAAGUUGAUGAUAAUUAUUGGUUUGGGGUUUCUCUUGUUUA
Messenger RNA from Malania oleifera, 1618 nucleotides. Its product is annotated as bZIP transcription factor 44-like. NCBI's taxonomy places the organism in Eukaryota, Viridiplantae, Streptophyta, Magnoliopsida, Santalales, Ximeniaceae. Bases 805 to 1278 code for a protein of 157 amino acids. The record is from RefSeq and is a predicted model, not a curated record. The transcript is spliced from 2 exons. Gene Ontology annotation, molecular function: transcription cis-regulatory region binding; DNA-binding transcription factor activity. Gene Ontology annotation, cellular component: nucleus. Gene Ontology annotation, biological process: positive regulation of DNA-templated transcription.